UUUCCUCAUUUCAAUCGAAAAAAGAAACCGAUUUUGUUUUUUUUAAAAAGGAAACCUCUCUUUUCCAGUUUUCUUUUGAUUGUGCUGUGCACGGUUUUACAAAAUGGUGCUGGUUUAACGUGCGCCGCCUGAGAUGUCGCCGGCGGCUUACAGGAGAACGGUUUUGAUAAGAAUCUCACGGUAUAGAGAAGACCAGUGAUAAGUGAAAGUUAGUUGAAUCAGACGGUUGCCGUUAAUUUUUUUAAGGGAAAGGAACGAAAAGAAAAAGAAGGGAAAGUAAUGGAGAGCCAGGCGAAGUUAACAAGAACUCCGUCGUCUUUGCUCCGUUCAUCUCCGACCAUACGGUCGUCCAUCCACAGUAUGUCAUACAUCAUCGAGGGCGAGUUUAUUAAGGACCAAGAAGACAGAGACGACCAACAACAUCGAGAGUCGUUACUGAACGACGAGAGAAGAAAGAAACCGCCACCAAAGAAGUCGUGCUCGAUGACACCUAGGAUUUUACCGGUCCGGUUCAACCCGGUUUUUGCCAUGGCCUCGAUCUCUUUUUUCUCUUUCAUCUUUUUCUUUUGCUUUUAUCUCAUAAGAGAGGAGAUUCCCAGAUCUGAAUGCCUCCUAUUAGCUUUGAUCUUCGUGGCUAUUACCCUCUUUGUCGCUUCGAAGAACAAAGGUUUAAUCAACCAAGGCAUUGUAUGUUUCAAAGAAAGGCUCCAGUCUUCGAAACCCAAUUCGAGGCCUGUCCAGUGGUUCAUUGGGGAAACCCAUUGUAACAAAACCAAUAACAACAACAACAAAGAAAAAGAAAGACUUGAGCUGGUUGUAAGAGAAGGGGUGGAGUUCUAUAGCAAUGGAGACUUUUACGAAGGUGAAUUUCACAAGGGGAAAUGUAAUGGCAGUGGGGUUUACAAUUAUUUCGUGAACGGGAGGUACGAAGGGGAUUGGGUGGAUGGGAGAUACGAUGGGUAUGGAGUGGAGAGCUGGAGCAGAGGGAGUAGAUACAGAGGGCAAUAUAGACAAGGGUUGAGGCAUGGAUUUGGGAUUUAUAGAUUUUAUACAGGGGAUACUUAUUCUGGUGAAUGGUGUAAUGGGCAGAGCCAUGGCGUAGGUGUUCAAACUUGUGCUGAUGGGAGUUGCUAUGUUGGGGAAUUCAAGUCCGGGGUUAAACAUGGACUUGGCUAUUAUCAUUUCAGGAAUGGAGAUAAAUAUUGUGGAGAAUAUUUUGGGGACAAAAUGCAUGGAUUCGGUGUGUAUCACUUUGCUAACGGUCACUGUUAUGAGGGAUCGUGGCAUGAAGGUCGAAAGCAAGGGUACGGCAUGUAUACUUUCCGAAGUGGUGAUAUGCAGUGUGGUGAAUGGGAUUCCGGCACCCUGAAAACCCCUUUACCCCCACUUACUGAUGCAAUCCUUCGAGCUGUUCAGGCUGCUAGGAAAACAGCAGCAAACGCUAUCAAGCUUAGCAGGGUGGAUGAACAAGUGAACAAGGCGGUUCUGGCUGCGAAUAGGGCGGCAACUGCUGCUAGGGUAGCCACAGUCCGAGCUGUUCAGAACCGGAUGGAUGGGAAAUUUUGUGAGACAGAUUUCUAAGAGGUUGUUAGGUUUGCUUGGAAAGUGUAAAUUUUCGUUUUCUUGUUAAACUAAUUUGAUGUACUUGAAAGAGGUGAUGUCCCACCCUGAUGAGCAAAAGCUCAUUGGAGGCUGA
This is a messenger RNA of Hibiscus syriacus, 1696 nucleotides long. Its product is annotated as MORN repeat-containing protein 1-like. NCBI's taxonomy places the organism in Eukaryota, Viridiplantae, Streptophyta, Magnoliopsida, Malvales, Malvaceae. The transcript is spliced from 3 exons. The record is from RefSeq and is a predicted model, not a curated record. The coding region runs from base 280 to 1581 and encodes 433 amino acids.